Alosa sapidissima (American shad) is the source of this 4932-nucleotide messenger RNA. It is a transcript of the gene slco1d1, whose product is annotated as solute carrier organic anion transporter family, member 1D1. Gene Ontology annotation, biological process: transmembrane transport; sodium-independent organic anion transport. The transcript is spliced from 15 exons. NCBI's taxonomy places the organism in Eukaryota, Metazoa, Chordata, Actinopteri, Clupeiformes, Clupeidae. Gene Ontology annotation, cellular component: membrane. The record is from RefSeq and is a predicted model, not a curated record. Gene Ontology annotation, molecular function: protein binding. The coding region runs from base 195 to 2276 and encodes 693 amino acids.
ACCUGUGGCCUGAGACUCGCCUGGGUGAACCUGGCGGUCGGCUUCUGCUUCGCCUCCGUGCAGCUGCCCACCUGUGAGGGACGGUGUGACUCCCGGUCUAGCUCCAGUGCCUGUCUCCCUGCCUGCCUGUCUCCCUGCCUGCCUGUCUGUCUCUCCUGUGUGGGUCCUGAGACACCAGCGGGUUCCGGAGCACCAUGGGUGUGGCCACCAAAGAACCCCGUGAGCCUUGCUGCUCCAAAUUCAAGCUGUUCCUGAUGUCGAUGUCGUUCGUCUACUUUGCUAAAGCGUUCGGGGGCUCCUAUAUGAAGAGCUCGGUCACUCAGAUCGAGAGACGCUUCGACAUCCCCAGCUCCAUCAUCGGGGUCAUCGAUGGCGGCUUUGAAGUUGGUAACCUGCUGGUCAUCGCCUUUGUGAGCUACUUCGGGGCGAAGAUGCAUCGUCCACGGCUCAUUGGAGCAGGAUGCCUCAUCAUGGCCGCCGGAUCAUUCUGCACCGCCAUGCCACACUUCCUUCAGGGACCGUAUAAGUAUGAGACGACCAUCUCCCAGUCUGUAGAGGUCAACUCUAGCCAGACCAUCCUGCCGUGUCUCAGCAGUGCGGAGCAGGCCAAGGAGGACGAGCCACCGUCCGCUCUGAACCAAGCAGAGUGUGAGAAAGCAUCCGGCUCGUCCAUGUGGAUCUAUGUGUUCAUGGGGAACAUGCUACGGGGCAUCGGCGAGACUCCCAUCAUGCCCCUGGGGGUGUCCUACCUGGACGACUUCGCCCGUGAGGAGAACACGGCAUUCUACCUGGCCUGUAUCCAGACGGUGGGGAUCAUGGGUCCCAUGUUUGGUUACCUUUUGGGGUCCUACUGUGCAAAAAUCUAUGUGGACAUCGGCACUGUGGAUUCAGACACGGUGGCUAUUGACCAUAAGGACUCACGCUGGGUGGGCGCUUGGUGGAUGGGCUUCAUCCUCACCGGUGGCAUCAUGCUGCUCGCCGGCAUCCCCUUCUGGUUCCUGCCCAAGUCUCUGCCCAAGCAGGGCCAGAAACAGAAGAAGACCAGCAAUGGAGUGGCACUCGAGGAGCAGGCCAACUUCGUGCCCCAGGAGGGUAAUAAGGAGGCAGCCGCUGCCGCCAAAAUGGAGACGCCUUUCUCCAUGGCAGCAAUGGCUAAAGAUUUCCUGCCCUCGCUGCGUAGGCUGUUCAGUAACUCUGUGUACAACCUCAUCAUUUGCACGUCCCUGGUGGCCGUCAACGGCUUCAUCGGAAUGAUCACCUUCAAGCCCAAGUUUAUGGAGCAGACGUACGGACAGUCCCCCUCAAAGGCCAUCUUACUCAUAGGCAUGUUUAAUCUACCUGCGGUGGCUCUGGGCAUCAUCACGGGCGGCUUCAUCAUGAAGCGCUUCAAACUGACCGUGAUCGGCGCAGCACGGAUCUCGCUCACCGCCUCGUUCGUGUCCUUCUGCCUGAUGCUGUCACAGUACUUCAUGCAGUGUGACAAUUCUCAGGUUGCAGGGCUGACUAUCAACUACCAGGGUCUUCCAGAGCUGUCUUAUGAGCAGAGCUCGCUGCUCUCCCAGUGUAACCGCGGCUGCUCCUGCUCCAUAAAGCACUGGGACCCAGUGUGUGCCCACAACGGCAUCACCUACGCCAGCCCGUGCUUGGCAGGGUGCCAGACGUCCACCGGACUCGGAAAGGAGAUGAUCUUCCACAACUGCUCGUGUGUGUUAGAGGUGGCAAUGCCCCCUGCCAACAUGUCCGCCACCCUGGGUCAGUGCCCGCGCAAGAGUGACUGCGACACCAUGUUCAAGUGGUACAUGGGUGUGUCGGUGGUGGGUGCGUUUGUGUCUGCCUGUGGAGCCACACCUGGCUACAUUGUCCUGCUCAGAUCCAUAGCUCCUGAUCUGAAGUCGCUGGCUCUAGGGAUGCAGACGCUGAUAGUCAGGACCCUUGGUGGUAUCCCCCCACCCAUCUACUUUGGAGCGCUGAUCGACCAGACGUGUCUGAAGUGGGGAGUGAAGAGGUGUGGGGGUCAGGGGGCCUGCAGAAUCUACGACACAGAUGCCUUUAGGUCUCGUUUCCUGGGCCUGAUCUACGGGCUGUACGCUCUGUCCUACCUGCUGUGGGCCGUGCUCUACCGCACCCUGGUGAAGCAGCAGCGGAAGCUGGCAUUGAGGGCCCUGGCCAACGGGCAGGGCGAGGGGCAGGGGCAGGGUGCCAAUGGGUUGCCCAAGGACAGCUGCCCCGACGGGGACCAGAGCAAAGAGGAGCUGAAGAGUGAGACCUCCAUCUGAGAGGCUCAGAGGAAAGACUGGUACUUAAAGGUGUAGCGUGUAAGUUUUAUAUUAUCAAAAACAAAACUGUUGACAAGUGGACCAUGAGAGGGACACUUUCCUGCAUCAUGUUUGUCAACUAUACAUUUCUGACAGAAAUAUGUACAGUAUUGCAUCAUACUGCCAAGUAGGCUACUCAAAGUCUGUCUGGUUAAAGACUGGUUAAUUUCCAUACAUACCUUUGCUGUUGCUGUUGCUGUUGAAGGUCAGACGAAGAGAAAGCUGGGUUUACAUGAAACGUUUUCAUGCACAUAGUGCACUCAUUUGACUACAUUGAGAUUUACUGAAAUGAGUGCACAAUCCAAAAAUGAGAGCACCAUUUAGUAAAACGAGCCCAACAAUUUAGUAAAACGAGCGCAUGUUCUCUUGAUAUACAAAGCCAAUCGCGCCAUGACACUUUCCAGGCCCCAUAAGGUAUAUUACUGUAUGUGCAGCAGACUAUCAGGAGGAGGGCAUAGGGACCUUCUACAAAGUGCAACACCCUGUUGUGCUGCUGCUUCUUGUUUCUGUGAAUAAAAUGUGGGGAAAUAAUUCAAAUGAGCACACUAUUUAUUAAUUAAAACAAGAACUCGAUUUUGUAAAAUGAGCGCAUGAUUUAGUGAAAUGAGCACAUCAUUUAGUAAAAUGAAUGUGAAUUUUCUAUACUCUUCUUUCUAUAUAAAAAAUCUCGUAAUCACACCUCCCAGGCUCUGAGCAUUCUGAUACCGUAGCUGAUCAGAACGCCUCGAUUAUGAGAAUGUCUCAAUCAAAUCAAAUCAAAUCAAAUUAAAUCAAAUCAAAUCAAAUGGUGCUUUAUUGGCAUGAAUGAGUAAAGUCACUGUUGCCAAAGCUACAAGUAUAACAUGUUAAUAAUCAACUUUACAUAAGUAUUGUUAUAGAGAUAAAAUGAAAUAAGUAAAAAAAAUAUAUAUAAUAAUAAUAAUGAAAGGAUAAAUGGUAAAUGGUAUUAAAAGGACAGUAAUAGCUUCAGCAAUAGUGCUAUACUGUAGGAAAAAAUAGAAAUAAAAAAAAAUGUAUUAUUGUAAACACAUAUUAUAUGCCUACACUAGCAGAUACAUCUACAUAAAUCAAUUUGAGGUAAAUAGUAAUACCUAAUAUCAAACAUAGUAUUUACAUGUACACAAAGGGGAUAAACUCAUCAAUAUGCCACAUACAUGAAAGUUACAAUUUUUCACUUGUUUUAUGGCAGGUCAUAAUAUAAUCUGCAGCUAGGCAUGAACAGUUUGGUUCCUCUCCCAAUAAUAUAUAUAGUUUUCUUUGUGGAGAUAGAUUUUCAAAUUCUGUUAUAUGCUUUUUGAAUUCAGCAGAAAAAAUGUCCCUUAUAGGUGCAUAUCUGAUGCAAUUAAGAAGGAAAUGUUCCUCGUUUUCUACAUCAUUUAUACAGAAGCUACAGUUCCUCAUAUGUCUAGGCACCCAUGUUUGUCUAUGUCUACCAGUUUCAAUGUGUAGGCUAUGGUCACUGAUUCUGUAUUUUGUCAGUGUUGUUCUUUUCUUUCUAUCUUUGAUGUCAUUUAAGUAUACAGUAAUUUCUGUGCAGGGUUCUGUAUAUAUCAAGUUUUUUUAUUUCUUCCUUCCAGAAUUUAGUAUAAUGCAUCUGAUUUGUGUUGCCAAUUUCUUUCAGUAUAGAUUUUGUCAUGUGACUUAGGUUGUUUAUGUUAUUUUUGUUUGCAAUUUGGAAUAAGGGGUCACACUUCUGGGUAAGGGACUUGUGCUUGAAAGCCUUAUGGUGGUAUGUGCCAGCAUUGCUUUUUGCCAGAUGUAACCAAAAUUUGGAGGCCCUUUUGUCGAUGUCGAUAAGUAAAGGGAACCUCACCAACUCAGAGGGGCAGGCCAAGUUGGAUGAUGUUCUAUGUACACCCAAGACAUCUUUACAGAUUUGUAGGUGCAGUAACUCAGUUGGGCCCUUAUCCCACUUUUUAUAAUCAAGCCCGUACAGGGGUCCCCAAAUCUCACUGCCAUACAGAGCAAUAGGCUUGAUAAUGGAGUCCAUAAUCUUGAGCCAGAAUUUAGUUGGUGGAUUGAAUUUAUUAAGCUGUUUUUUAAUUAAGAAAUAUGUCCUUCGUGCUUUGUCAGCCAGGUUUUUUGAUGCCAGAUUAAACCUUCCUGAUGAUGUUAUUGUAAGUCCUAAAUAGUUAUAAUGUGAUACUUGCUUUAUGGCAGUUUCCCCAAUUUUAAAAUUGGUUUCUUUUCCUGAUUUUUUUUUUGAAAAACUAUUAUUUUUGUUUUGUCAGUAUUAAUAGGUAAUGCCCAAUUUUUGCUAUAUGUUUCGAGAAUAUCAAGGCUUUCUUGUAGACCUAUUCUUGUUUUCAGUAUAUUACAGAAAAUGUUACCAAGAACACUCGUGACACAGAUCCCACGAUAGUUAUUUGGGUUCAUUUUAUCACCAUUUUUAUAUACUGGGGUUAUCAAGCCUUGGUUCCAUACCCUAGGAUAAUAUCCUGUUCUCAUAACCAGGUUGAACAGUUUGAGGAUUGCUUCUCUUGUCAGUGGAGUACUAUGCUUAAAGCAACACCAAAGAACUUUUCCUCUGUCAAACGCACUAUUUGUUUAUCCAGCACCGGCUUUGCAAAUAACAAUGUCCACAGACAAGGUAGAAUAUGUUGCAUGAUUUUAUGAA